GCCUGGCGGCGUCUCCUCUACCCAGAGAGAGCUGAGAUCACUCUCGCACAUCACGCACACUCACCAUCAGGCAGUCAGAGGAACUCCAUCGCACAAGAAGUUUGCAUCCCAGGGACGAGCACAAAGCCCCGGGAAACCCUGAGCUACCCCAAUCUGCAGGAGAGAGCAGAUUACAGAGAUAUUAAAGAAGAGAUUGCCAGGAAGGAGCUGGGACUGUGCAGAGGAUUCACCCCCAACAGGGGAUUAACAAGAAGCCCGGAGAGAGGAGAGGCAGGAGGAUAGGAGCUGGGGUAACGGAGGCGUUAAAGAUGCACCAUCACCAUGGAGUAUUGACACUGGCUCUGCUGGCGUUACUGCUAGUGCUUACGGUACUUGGAACGGAUACAGGGAAGAAAGACAAACAAGAUAAGAAGGCUAAGAAGUCAGACUGUGGGGAGUGGCAGUGGAGUGUUUGCGUUCCCACCAGUGGGGACUGUGGAAUUGGGACCCGGGAAGGCACCCGCACAGGAAAGGAAUGUAAACAAACUAUGAAGACCCAGAAAUGUAAGAUCCCCUGCAACUGGAAGAAACAGUUUGGAGCCGAAUGCAAGUACCAGUUUCAGGAGUGGGGAGAGUGUGACCCAGAGACAGGCGUGAAGACACGGAACGGCAGCUUGAAGAGGGCCCUGCACAAUGCGGAGUGUCAGAAAACGGUCACCCUGUCCAAGCCCUGCGGCAAGAUUACCAAACCAAAACCUCAAGAGUCGAAAAAGAAGAAAAAAGAGGGGAAGAAGCAGGACAAGAUGGUGGACUGAGUGACAGCGGACAAGAGAAUAAGACCCGGGGGGCACCUGUGCCAGCGCAGCGUGGCAUAGAAAAUUGUCUACAUUUCUACCUAUAGUAGUGGAAGGGAAAAGGGGGGGGGGGGGCAUACUUUGUACACUGUAGUGUUUUAUUUGGUGGAGGGGGGAAGAUAUAUUUUAAACCAUAACACUGUGUUAGGUGCAUUAAAGAACAAGGUAUUUACUGUUCCUGUUGCUAGACCUGUAAAUAACAGAACUGAGGACCCUUAGCAUACCUUUAGUCAUAUCACUGGGGUUUAACGGGGCGUAACAAGAGUGUUGGGGUGUUUUUAUUAUACCUUUUAUUGUGCUCAUACUAUAGAGCGGGCAGGCAAGCUGUGGAUCUCCGGCCGUAGUGGAACUACAAGUCUCUGCGUGCCCUGUCAAGCUUUGGUGGACAGGGCAUGCUAGUACUUGUAGUUCUGCAGCAACUUAAGAAUGGAUGUCUACCUCUGCUAAAGACUAGAGUGUUAAUGCCAUAUCACCCAAGGUCAUUAUUUAACAAAACUAAUUAGAAAACAGACGAAACCAAGAGUUUCUUAGCAGCAUCAGACAAAUACCAGUAAUACAGUUGGCGUGUGCAUUAGGAGAUGCACAUUUAAUGGAAGAAUAAUAUUAAUAAUGCUUCAUAUAGUUGAGAAUAAUUUGACUAUAUUCAUAUUUUGGCUUGAUACUACUUCCCAGGGACUGGGGUGUUGGUAUAGGCAUUAUAAGUGAAUGAGCCCUAAAUAAGCAUACCAGCUAACAGCUAAAUGUGCAAAAUUGUAACCCUCCCAUGAGCAGCACAAAUCCCUCCCCCAGAUUACCCAGCACCAAUCCAGCACCGUCUAACUUGCCUGAGGCCCUGCCCAUGCUCUGAAAAGCUCCAACCCCCUAGGAGUCCUGGAUUCCUGACAAAAUCAUAUUAUAGAGACGUGCGAGGACAGAUGGAGUGUGCUUAGAGCCUCUGGAGCUGUGGGAGAAAUGCUUGGUCACGCCACACCAAUCUCACCCAAUGGAAAGCUUAUUAUGGUGCUACGGAGCUAGGGAUGAAUGGCAACGUUGGAACACAAUGUUUCCCAAACUCGGUCCCCAUGCCCUUACAAAGGUCCAGGUUUUAAGGAUAUGCAUGCUUGAACACAGCUUAGGUAGAUACCUGUGCUCAAGCAUGGAUAACCUUAAAACCUUUACAGUUUGGGGGAGGAUGAGGACCGAAUUAGGAAAACACUGAUAUGUGUCCUUUGUCCAAACAAGAGGCAAUAGUAAAACAAUGAAACCAUCCAGGAAACAAAUUCAGCCUUGACUUUUAUCCUCGAUAAAUUAAAGCUGUAACUAGAUAUAAUGGGCUUGAUUCAGCGAUGGAUUCAGAUCGCUACAUACCACAGGAGGUAUCUGGUGAACAUCUGUCAUCUGAAGGAUGGCCGUGCAGCAGGGUCAGCUGAAGCUGCAUUCGAGGACGUAGACACUGGCCUAGAAAUGUCUUGAAAAUAGAGCAGAUACCCCUGUUAUUUUGGAACAUUCUCUAUCGCCACCCCCACUGCGACUCCAAAUGGCCGCAGCCUGUCUAUCAGGGACAACAAAGGACACGAUCUGCUCAUUGCACAGUUUAGAAAACAUCUGAGAUGUAGGUAAACCAUCGGUUUGGGUACACAGGGUCGGACUGGCCCACAGGGGAAACCACCGGUGGGCCCCACUGCCUGUGGGCCCUCCUCCUCCUCUAGGGAUCAGGUUCCAGACUCUAUCCUAGUGCAAUUGAAUUAUGCAUUAUACAUAUGUUACAUUAUACUUCACAAGAAUAUGGAUUGUUAUAUAUUUACCAUGGGGCACAGAACAUGCACUCUGUAAUGGUUAGCCCCAGUGGAGCCUGGCCACACCCUUAAACAUGGGCCCCUACAACAGCAUCACCCCGAAGGGCCCUUCAUGCCCCAGUCCAACACUGUGGGUACAUCACUGAAUUAGCCACAGUGGAGUCUAUGUACUAAGCCUCAGAGAGAGAGAUAAAGAGGACAGAGAUAAAGCACCAGCCAAUCAGCUCCUGCCAUUUUUCAAACACAGCCCGUAACAUGGCAGUUAGGAGCUGAUUGGCUGGCACUUUAUCUCCUCCCACACUCUCUCUCUCUCCAAGAAUUAGUACAUAGACCCCAAUGGGAUGGUAUUCAUGUGACCUCCACCAACAUCCCGCCCCCUCACUAUCCCAAAGGUUGGCAUGCCGACCAACAGGGACUAUUUCCACUCGUGGGUCUCCACGACACUCAUAGAGUGGAAAUAGAACCUGUGGCGACCGCAGGUCACCGCCGAGCCCGCAAGGGGAUUGCUGCACUCGCACUGGGGGAAGGGGGGACAGGUUCAGAUGUAGCCCCCCACCCACCCACCGCCAUUACAAACACCGCCUCAGGCCCCCGCACCGCCAACUGUGAUGCUGAUGUCUAUACAUAUACAGUAUGUCGCUUGUUUUUAAAGGAAUGAAAUCACUUGAAGAAGAAACAUGAAUUUUUGUUAACCCAUCUAACCAGUGAGAAUUAUUGGGGGGGGGGGGUCACACAUUGAGGACCUCAUGGUUUUAGGCAAAAACUUCCAACACCUCCUUCUGCCUCAUGAUGAUCUGGGGCUCACAGCCUGCGGUGUAAACGGCAGCACGUGGAUGUUGGAGACCAUCCAAAAUACCGUAUGACCCCUUCAACCAAGUACAAACUGCUCCCUCACAAAAAUCCCACUUCGUUUGCUAUUUCCCUACUCCUCCGACCCCUCCUGACAUCAUUGCUGGCUUUUACUGCCUUAGGGGUCUAUUUACUAAGCCUUGGUGGAAGAUAAAGAGAACGGAGAUAAAGUACCAGCCAAUCAGCUCCUAACUGUCAUUUUUCAAACCCAGCCUGUGACAUGGCAGUUAGGAGCUGAUUGGCCAGAACUUUAUCUGUGCCCACGCUAUCUUCUCCAUGCAAGGCUUAGUAAAGAGACCACUUAGUGAGUCUCUAUCCUGCCCUCUACUCCUCAUACCAACACACUGGCAAAGAUCUACUAACCAUCAGGUUUUCAAAGGCCCCCUCCCCUCAUCACCGGGCGGCUUUGAUCAAUGAAUUUAAAACGGCAACUGUGAGGGCUGGACUGUCCAUCUGAAGGCCUGAUAUUGGGCCGGUCCAUUCACGUAGAGACACCUAGGCUGGCUGAGCUCUCUGCUUGGCUGCACAGGUCACAUGGGUGGUCAUUCUGAGUUGAUUGCUAGCUGCAUUCGUUCGCUGUGCAGCGGUGAGGCAAAAAAACAGCACUUCUGCGCAUGUGUAUGCGGCGCAAUGCGCACGCGCGACGUACUAUUACAAUGAACGAUGUAGUUUCACACAGGGUCUAGCGAAGCUCGGAAAAAUGCAGGCGUGCCAGGAAAAACGCAGGCAUGGCUGGGCGAACGCAGGGCGUGUUUGUGACGUCAAAACAGGAACUGAACAGUCUGAAGUGAUUGCAAGCGCUGAGUAGGUCUGAAGCUACUCUAAAACUGCACAAACUUUGCCGCCGCUCUGCGAUCCUUUCGCUCGCACUUCUGCUAAGCUAAAAUACACUCCCAGUGGGCGGCGGCAUAGCGUUUGCACGGCUGCUAAAACUGCUAGCGAGCGAACAACUCGGAAUGACCACCAUAGACAGGCUCUGCCUCCCAGCACACAGAGAUAGGGGUGUGUGCUGCAAGGACAGGUUCCCAUGAGUUGCGGCAUACCCAUUAAUAAAACGUCCUGCGUGCGCAGACCAGAUGGACGCGGCCGCUGCAUCCAUCUCUGCAUCGUGCCCUUAGUAGUUUGUGGAACAGUUGAAAAAACUCCAUCUGAUCAAUUACAUGCAUAUUCAAGGCUGCAAAUCCCAGUGCAUCAUGGGAACACCGAAGCCAGCAUGGGUAAACUCUUCCCAAACCACAGCCACCCCAGGCAGGGACAUAUCAUCAUUAUCCUGGGUCUGGGGUUAGUGUUAUGGGGCUCAUCCCAAAUAUAAAAAGGGUUCCCUCUCUUGAUAUAGUGUUGCUGGUAUUGACCUGUGUGUAGCAUUUAUGUUGCAUACAAGAACAAUGGUUAUACUGUAUCUAUGCAAGUAAUCUGCAAAUGUAUCGAGUUCUUGUAAUUUCCGUUUUGGUUGUGGAACUUAUCUUCUCUCCCUUGAACUUGCAACGAUCUGAUGUUGCGAUCAGCAAAAUGACACAGGCAGAAAUAUUACAUUGGAUGAUGCUACCUACGUCGAGAGUCUUAAUUUAAAUGGAACAGUGGAACAAUUUGUAACAAUAAUGAACUGUGAUGUUAUAAUGAUUAAACAUGGGUCCUACACCCACCUUGGUUAAAGUAUAAUCGAAUAGGGCAAUGGUGAACUUUAAUAAACUAAUCAAUAAUGAA
Pseudophryne corroboree (corroboree frog) is the source of this 5161-nucleotide messenger RNA. It is a transcript of the gene PTN, whose product is annotated as pleiotrophin. Gene Ontology annotation, cellular component: extracellular region. The record is from RefSeq and is a predicted model, not a curated record. Lineage: Eukaryota; Metazoa; Chordata; Amphibia; Anura; Myobatrachidae. The transcript is spliced from 5 exons. Gene Ontology annotation, molecular function: growth factor activity. The coding region runs from base 309 to 794 and encodes 161 amino acids.